AUGGCGGGGGUGCGCGACCCAGCUUUUUGGCGCCGAUUCUCAAUGGCGGUCCAUCUGGAUGAAGAGAAGGGAACAAUGUCAGAUUCAAAAUCGACUUCGACUUCGACUGUAUCGCCGAAGCCUGGAUACAAACAUACGGAUUCCUGGCUGGAGCGGACACGGAAGAAACAGCGUCGAACCCGGAUCCUGGGCUGGGUCAUCGCUUUGGGCUUUCUUAUCAUCGUUGUGGCCAUCGUUAUGGUCCUCCUGUGGCUCGCGAAAGUCGGACCGUUCAAGCAA
This is a messenger RNA of Capronia coronata CBS 617.96, 279 nucleotides long. RefSeq lists its product as uncharacterized. The transcript is spliced from 2 exons. The annotation marks the transcript as partial. The record is from RefSeq and is a predicted model, not a curated record. Lineage: Eukaryota; Fungi; Ascomycota; Eurotiomycetes; Chaetothyriales; Herpotrichiellaceae.